AUGGACACCCCAGGUCAGAAGAGGGACGCAUGGUAUAGAGCGGGUUACCAAUCCCGCAUGACCCGCCUGCAGGAGAAGGAGAACCUGCAGAAGCUCAACGACCGGCUGGCCGUCUACAUUGGCUGGGUGCGCUCGCUGGAGUCGGAGAAUGCCGGUCACCGGCUGCGCAUCCCCACCCCUGACGAGGCGUCAAGCCGUGAAUUGUCGAGCAUCAAAGCGACCUACGAAUCGGAGCUGGCGGAUGCCCGCAAGACCUUGGAUUCUGUGGCCAAAGAGAGAGCACAACUUCAGCUGGAGCUGAGCAAAGUGCGGGAGGAAUUCAAGGAGCUGAAGGCACAGAAUGCCAAGAAGGAAAGGGACCUGCAGGCCGCUCAGGCUCGCCUCGACUCCAGGGAGACCCAGCUCAACUCCAAAGAGGCCGCGCUCACCACCGCCCUGGGGGAGAAGAGGAACCUGGAGAGUCAAGUUCAGGAGCUGAGGGUGCAAGUGGACAAGCUGGAAGCCGCCCUGGGCGAGGUGAAGAAGCAGCUGCAGGACGAGAUGCUGCGUCGGGUGGACGCCGAGAACCGUCUGCAGACGCUGAAGGAAGAACUCGACUUCCAGAAGAACAUUUACAGCGAGCUGGCUGCCAGGGAGUCGCAGCUGCGGGACCUGGAGGACGCGCUGGCCCGGGAGCGGGAGACCAGCCGGCGCAUCCUGUCCGACAAGGAGCGGGAGAUGGCGGACAUGCGGGCCAGGAUGCAGCAACAGCUGGACGAGUACCAGGAGCUCCUGGACAUCAAGCUGGCCCUGGACAUGGAAAUCCACGCCUACCGCAAGCUGCUGGAGGGAGAGGAGGAGAGCACUGACAUGGUGUGGAAGGCCCAAAGCUCCUGGGGCUCUGGAGACAGCCUGCGUACCGCCCUGAUCAACUCCAGCGGAGAG
Molecule: messenger RNA, 924 nt
Organism: Terrapene triunguis (Three-toed box turtle)
Lineage: Eukaryota; Metazoa; Chordata; Testudines; Emydidae
Product: prelamin-A/C-like
Exons: 5
Source: RefSeq, a predicted model, not a curated record